AUGUGAAUUUAGCAAUUUAUAAUUGCAGAGAUCGUGAAAUAAAUGAUACAAUUAUUAUUACAUAUAUGUUGGAAUAUUAUUAUUUAAUUUAUGCAGAUGAUUUUGCUAAUUUGCUAAAGACGGUUUCCGAUGCAUAUACUUUAUGUAAGAUUUUAAAUUAUGAAACUUAUACCAGUAUUUUAAAAAAUGAAUGGCACACAUUUGUGGAGGAAUCUACAAAAAAACACGAGAAAUAUUCAUUAAAGAUUCGAAACUGGGUUAAAAUAAUGAUAGACAAAUUUAAAUCGCCCGAGAAUGGUCCAAAGAAUACUAAAUUUACAAAGGAAAAAACAGAUUCAUUUAAUGGAACUGUUACAAAUCCAUUGACAAAUGAAAUACUUAAUGUUGAUCUUGAAUCCAAAGUAAAUUAUACAGAUCCAAACGAUAAUCCAUUCUCCACUUUUCCCACUUCAUUAGUAGCUACAUAUUUUUGGAUUAAUGUUUUACAAAAUAUGUUGAUCGCUAUUAUGGGUAAUGUUUAUGAAGGAGCAGCAGCUAAAAGUAAACAAGCUGUAUUAAAAUAUAAAGCAAUACAAAUAUCAGAUUAUGAUGAUUUACAACACCGCUUUGAUUUUUGGCGCCAAGUUCCGUUAUUUGUUCCUUCUAAAAAACGUAUUAGAAACUUUAAAAAUGCUAUCUAUCUUGAUAAACAUAUUGCAGAGUUCGCUAAUGAACUAGAUUACGAUAAAGAAUCAAUUUGGAAAUUUGAUAAUGAGGAAUAA
Messenger RNA from Funneliformis geosporum, 761 nucleotides. NCBI's taxonomy places the organism in Eukaryota, Fungi, Glomeromycota, Glomeromycetes, Glomerales, Glomeraceae. The record is from the annotation of a GenBank genome assembly.